AUGAACCCAACAGCUGUUAAAUUGGCAACUGCCGCUAAAUCACAAUGGACCUAUGUCCCCAUGAUUAAAUUUUUAGGUCCAAAGAUUCACUAUGAUUCUUCUUCCAAGGAAAUCAAACCACAUCCAUUCAGUGCUGGAUUACUACCCACUUCAAAAGACCUGAUUUCGGUUCCUGAAUUCUUAUCUAAGCAAAGGCCAUUUAAAGUUGUUCCGUAUGAAAAAAAGACUGCAACUGUUAAGACCACUAGUAAAACUGACAAACAGACUACAUUCACAAACAGGCCAUUGCAAGAUGGUGAAGUUUCUUCCAUUAAUAAUCUACCCUUACAGUAUAGAUUCAAACCGAUUGAACCUCUUGAAAUGGACAUUAUUGAGGGUGGUGGUGUUGAGUUGUGA
Saccharomycodes ludwigii is the source of this 396-nucleotide messenger RNA. RefSeq names its product alpha-ketoglutarate dehydrogenase subunit KGD4 (gene KGD4). Bases 1 to 396 code for a protein of 131 amino acids. NCBI's taxonomy places the organism in Eukaryota, Fungi, Ascomycota, Saccharomycetes, Saccharomycodales, Saccharomycodaceae. The record is from RefSeq and is a predicted model, not a curated record. The transcript has a single exon. Gene Ontology annotation, biological process: 2-oxoglutarate metabolic process.